UCCUCACCUUGCAAUCCCGCACCAUUCUCCCUGCAAAAGUACCACCGCAACAUUGCCAACAUGCCCAUUUUUCACAUCGUCCUCUUCCGCCUAAAAAAAGGCGUCUCGGCCAGCGAAGUCGAAGCCUGGAAUGAGUUGGGAAGAGGCAUGGUCGGAAAGAUUCCUGCUGCACAUCAACCCCCUCUGGCCAUGACUGCGUCCAGAGCCAAGGGGUUCGAUAUGGGUUUGGUGGCUAUUAUGGAGAAGCCGGAGGAUUUGCAGAUUUAUGCUAACCAUCCGGAUCAUUUGAAGGUGCAGGAGUUGCGGGAGAAGUUGUGUGAUGAUGCACUGGCGUAUGAUUUAGAGUUUUAGAUGUGAUGUCGAACGAAUAUCAGGGGAGGGGUUAUCCCGAGACUGAGUGGGCAGUCAGUAGUCUGUAACCAAGCUAGAUUGCAGGGAGUGUUCACUGAGAAUAUCUGGCUAUUUCGUGUAGAUCCUUGCUGAUUAGGAUAAGUCUAUGACAAUAUUUAUGUCGAG
Molecule: messenger RNA, 516 nt
Organism: Aspergillus sclerotioniger CBS 115572
Lineage: Eukaryota; Fungi; Ascomycota; Eurotiomycetes; Eurotiales; Aspergillaceae
Exons: 4
Coding region: 61-351 (96 amino acids)
Source: RefSeq, a predicted model, not a curated record